Cyanistes caeruleus (blue tit) is the source of this 1859-nucleotide messenger RNA. Its product is annotated as protein CD300H-like. Gene Ontology annotation, cellular component: plasma membrane. Gene Ontology annotation, molecular function: transmembrane signaling receptor activity. NCBI's taxonomy places the organism in Eukaryota, Metazoa, Chordata, Aves, Passeriformes, Paridae. The record is from RefSeq and is a predicted model, not a curated record.
CUUAGUCACUUUUUGAAUUUAGAUCUUGCUGUUACUUGCUGUUACUUGUUUUGGCUCACCACCAGUCAGCUGGGAAGGAAGGAGUUAUUUGGUGAUCCAAGGGAAAAGCCACAGCUUCCUCUUGCCGUAGCAAGGCAUUGAGAGGGAAGGGGAUUCUGGAGAUUUGUUCUUUCUGCUCUUUCCAAGGGGCAUAUUGGAAGAAAGCCAGGGAAGUGGAUUUGCUUUGUGUAUUUGGGUUUCUGAAACUUUUAGUGGAAACCUUUAAUUCUGGGGGAAAACAGCAUUGUCACUCAAAACCCCACAGCUGUGACAAAAAAAAAAAAGGUGGUUUGGGUAGGAAAUUAGACACUUCUGCUUGAGAAAACAAACUAAAGCAGCCCAGCUCAAGCUGGCAGCCCAGCUCCAGAGUCAGGGAGCAGCAGUGCAGGGGGUUGGAUGGCUGUCCAUCAUCCCAGUCUAUCAGAGCAGGGAAAGCAACCUGGCAUCCCAACCAGUCCAUCAACAGGGGUUGACCUGCACUCAUUCUGCCUCAGUCCCUGCAUCCCUGCUCUGGCCAGGCCCUCUCAAAACUCCCCAAAAUCCUUUGGACUCUGUGCAGAAGGGCCUUUGGUCCUUGCUGGGAUGGGCAUAAUGGUGGAGGAACCUGCUGCAUUUUGGCAUUUUCCUGGGAACCCAGUGACUAUAUUUGAGAAAAAGCAGAGUCUCCGUCAUGGAACACCCCAGGAUGAGUCAUGAGCCCUGGGUGAAGGGGAGGAAGCAACUGUCUUAAAAAGAAGACAUCCAGUGUCUGUGGGUGAGCACUGCCCAAAGAAGUGGCAGGAGAAGACAGCUUGGAAUCUUGGAAUGCUCUUUGGACAUCCAUGUGCAUGUGGGCCUGGCUUCAUCCUGAAGAAUUUUUUGUGAAAAACCACAGGGAAAAUUCUACCUCAGGAGCAAGAAGCUGGAAAAUGAGGAUUUUCUUGGUUUGGACCCUUUUCCUCGUGAGAGCCACGAGCACAGGUGGCCAGGCAGUGACAGGCCCCAGGCAGGUGACAGUUGAGCAGGGCAGCUCGCUGGCAGUGUCCUGUAGCUACAAGCCACGCUACAAGCUCAACUCCAAGUAUUGGUGCCGCAAAAACUCCCUCCGGGUUUGCUUCACCUACAUCAUCCAAACCGAUGGCUCAGAGGUAACAGUGACACAGGACAGGCUGUCCAUCAGGGACAACCACACAGCAAAUUCAUUCAGAGUGACACUGAGCAGUGUCACACUGGAGGAUGCAGGCCAGUACUCCUGUGGGGUGAAGAGGAGACUGGGGAUCAACCGCUGGCACAGCACCAAGGUGAUGGUCUCUGAAGCUGUUUCAAACACAACAGAGGACAGCAAUGUGAGCCUGUUGACCACCAACCCUCUGUGCCCCAGGGGCUGUGGGGAGCCUCCAGUGCUGUCCCAGCUCAGUGUCAUCCACUUACUGCUUCUUCUCAGCAUCAAGGUGCCCAUAGCAUUGGCUGUGAUUUGUGGAGUGGCCUGGGUGAGGAGCUGGCGCAGGAGCCAUGACCAGGAAAACCUGCAGGUCUUGGAGGUAUCCAGCAGCACCAGGGCACGGGGCUGCCCACUCAUCCCAACCAUCUCUGAGCCCCAGGGAUGCCCUCCUGUCCCCAUGGUCCCCUCCCUGCUGGGGCCGAACCACCCCUCACGGCCACCCCGUGCCAGAAGGUGUUUGGCUCCAGGUACUUCUGGCCCUGGAAAGCCUGAGCCUCUCCUGGCAGCCCCUGCACUGGAAAGGGAAGGGUUUGGGGUGCAGAGACCCUGUGUCUGUUGAGCUGCAGCUGCCAACUCAAGACAAUUUUGCAAUAAAGGCUGGGUAUCCUGCAGGACCUUA